Messenger RNA from Eutrema salsugineum, 1812 nucleotides. RefSeq names its product F-box protein At3g57590. The record is from RefSeq and is a predicted model, not a curated record. Lineage: Eukaryota; Viridiplantae; Streptophyta; Magnoliopsida; Brassicales; Brassicaceae.
AUGAAUUCUAUCCCAAAGUCAAUCGCAAGGUGUCGUUGCUUGUCUAAGCUAUGGGGUUAUAUGUUUCAACGUUUCACCGACUUGUUCCAGACCAGACCUCGUCCGAGUCUCUUAUUCGUCCUCCAACGACAUGGCGAGUGGAGCUUCUUCUCAUCGCCUCAGCUUCAGAAUCCAUACAAGAAGUCGUCUCUUGUAGUAUCUGCCGAUUUUCAUGUCAAGUUCUCUAGAGACAUGUGCCCUGUAGCCUUUCAUAUGAAGUUCCUAGAAGACAUGUGGCCUUCAGACUUUCGUGGCCUUACCUUUGGUUUGAUAUAUUUAUCUAGCAUGCGGAUCACAGAAAAGAAUGGUGAGGAUGAUGCAGUAGUGCAUGUGAUAUUUAACCCUAGAACGAGACAGUUUGCGAGCUUGCCUAAACUGGAAACGGACGGACUGUCGAGAAGCUUUUUAGGGUUUGAUCCAAUUGACAAGCAAUUCAAGAUCUUGUCUGUGGAUGUUGAUGAUCAUAGAAUUCUGACGUUAGGAACGGAAGAAAUGAGUUGCAGGAAGAUCCAAUGUCCUUUAUGGCAUCGUUCUUGGCCCGAAGAAGGGAUAUGCAUCAAUGGGGUUUUGUAUUAUUUAGCUGAAACUUAUGACACAUCUGAUGAACCGUAUGAUGGUUAUGUGAUAGUUUGCUUUGAUGUUAGGUCUGAGAAAUACAAAUUCAUUGAGCUAGAAUACUUUGAAGCUAAAUCGAUAAACUAUAUGGGUAAAUUAGGUAGGAUAAAUUGGAUGUAUACUAGCGUUGGAAGUGGAAGGCGUACCCUUGAGUUGCAUAUGUGGGUUCUAGAGGAUAUCGAGAAACAGGAAUGGUCGAAAUUUGUCUACACUUUUCCGGCUAAUGAACUCGUUGACCUCUGCUAUGUUUCGGUCGCUGGAGUGACAGCUACUGGUGAAAUUGUUUUGUCGAUGAAGUAUACAUCUAAACCGUUAUAUGUUUUCUACAUCAGUCCCGAAAGAAACACUCUCCAACGUGUUGAAAUACAAGGUUUUGGAGAAUACUAUGAUGAUAAUAAUCAUAGAGUUUCUGUAUUUGUUGACUAUGUAGAAGAUCUUAAUGUUACCGAUGCAAAGUACAUCAAUAUGCAUAUCUCAGCUAACAAGGGUUGGGAUGUAAUAGGGCCUGUGAUAUUAAACCCUAGAACGAGACAAUAUGUUAGCUUACCUGAACUGGAAACGUACGAAAGAAGUUCAGAUUGCUACUUAGGGUUUGAUCCGAUUGACAAGCAAUUCAAGGUAUUGUCAGUGGCUAAUGGUGAUCAUAGAAUUCUGACUAUAGGAACCGGAAAAAUGAUUUGGAGGGAAAUCCAAUGCCCCUUAUGCCAUUAUCCUGAGCCUUAUUCUGCGUCCGGAGAAGGGAUAUGCAUCAAUGGGGUUUUGUAUUACUUAGCUGUAACUUUUCGCCUACCGCAUGAUGAUUAUGCGAUAGUUUGCUUUGAUGUUAGGUCUGAGAAAUACAAAUUCAUUGAGAUACAACCCUUUAGAGCUAAAUUGAUAAACUAUAAAGGUAAAUUAGGUAGGAUUAACUGGAAGUAUGGUUACAAUACCUAUGAGUUGCAUAUGUGGGUUUUAGAGGAUAUCGAGAAAAAUGAAUGGUCGAAAUAUGUCUACAACUGGAAGGAGUACCCCUAUGUUUCCGUCGUUGGAGUGACCGCUGCGGGUGAUAUUGUUUUGUCAAACGGCUAUACAUAUGUUUUCUACUACAGUCCAGAAAUGAACACUGUCCAACGUGUGGAAAUCCAAGGUUUUGGUGAAUACUAUGAUCAUCAUAUAUAG